Molecule: messenger RNA, 7998 nt
Organism: Chroicocephalus ridibundus (black-headed gull)
Lineage: Eukaryota; Metazoa; Chordata; Aves; Charadriiformes; Laridae
Gene: CERT1
Product: ceramide transporter 1
Exons: 18
Coding region: 388-2262 (624 amino acids)
Biological process (GO): ER to Golgi ceramide transport
Molecular function (GO): lipid binding
Source: RefSeq, a predicted model, not a curated record
GCGGGGCGGGUAAAUAGUGGCACCGCGCACCCGCUUCGCGUAAGAUGGCGGCGGCCGGAGCGGCGGAGCUGUGAGCGGGGUGCGCGGCAGGCGGACGCGCGCUCGCCCCUCCUUCCCCUCCACCACCACCACCUCUAUGUUGCGGCUAUUGCCGCGGGCCGCGGAGCUGUGGUGAGGGGGAAGCCCGAGCCUGCGCGUCUCGGCGCCGGCCGGUUGGUCGGUGGCAGGAGCGGGUAGCGCUGGUGGCAGCCGCGGGCGCGGAGCGGUGCCGCCUCAGGUGGAGCCCGUCACUCCCGUCCUUUCGGCAGAAGGAGGCUGCGGCUGCUGUGGGCGGGGGCUGCUUCGGCUUUUCCCUGCUCGGUAGUGGCUGCGGCUCCAAGGGUCUCCAUGUCGGACAACCAGAGCUGGAAUUCCUCCGGCUCCGAGGAGGACCCCGAGACCGAGCUCGGGCUGCCUGUUGAGCUCUGCGGGGUGCUCAGCAAGUGGACCAACUACAUUCAUGGGUGGCAGGAUCGAUGGGUAGUUCUGAAAAGCAACACACUCAGUUAUUACAAGUCUGAAGAUGAAACGGAGUAUGGCUGCAGAGGCUCUAUCUGUCUGAGCAAGGCUGUGAUUACACCCCAUGACUUUGACGAAUGCAGAUUUGAUAUUAGCGUAAACGAUAGUGUUUGGUACCUCCGGGCUCAGGACCCAGACCACAGACAACAGUGGGUAGAUGCAAUAGAACAACACAAGACUGAAUCUGGCUAUGGAUCAGAGUCAAGUUUACGACGCCAUGGCUCCAUGGUGUCUCUUGUUUCUGGAGCAAGUGGAUACUCUGCAACAUCCACCUCUUCGUUCAAGAAGGGCCAUAGCUUACGUGAGAAGCUUGCAGAAAUGGAAACCUUUAGAGACAUCUUGUGUAGACAAGUUGAUACUUUACAGAAAUACUUUGAUGCCUGUGCAGAUGCGGUUUCCAAAGAUGAACUCCAGAGGGAUAAAGUGGUAGAAGAUGAUGAAGAUGAUUUCCCUACAAUGCGUUCAGAUGGGGAUUUUUUACAUAACAGUAACAACAGUAAGGAAAAAUUGUUUCCGCAUGUGACACCCAAAGGAAUUAAUGGCAUAGACUUUAAAGGAGAAGCUAUAACUUUCAAGGCAACUACUGCUGGAAUCCUUGCUACACUCUCUCAUUGUAUUGAACUCAUGGUAAAACGUGAAGAAAGCUGGCAAAAAAGGCUAGAUAAGGAGACAGAGAAAAGGAGAAGAAUUGAAGAAGCAUACAAAAAUGCUGUGACAGAACUGAAGAAGAAGUCCCACUUUGGAGGGCCAGACUAUGAGGAGGGUCCUAAUAGUCUGAUUAAUGAAGAAGAAUUCUUUGAUGCUGUUGAAGCUGCUCUCGAUAGACAGGAUAAAAUGGAAGAACAGUCCCAAAGUGAAAAGGUCAGAUUACACUGGCCAACAUCCUUACCUUCUGGAGAUGCGUAUUCUGCUGUGGGGACUCAUAGAUUUGUCCAAAAGCCCUAUAGUCGCUCUUCCUCCAUGUCUUCCAUUGAUCUAGUCAGUGCCUCUGAUGAUGUUCACAGAUUCAGCGCCCAGGUGGAAGAGAUGGUACAAAACCAUAUGACAUAUUCCUUGCAAGAUGUAGGAGGAGAUGCCAAUUGGCAGCUAGUGGUAGAAGAAGGAGAAAUGAAGGUAUACAGAAGAGAGGUGGAAGAGAAUGGAAUAGUUUUAGAUCCAUUGAAAGCAACCCAUGCUGUUAAAGGGGUAACAGGGCAUGAAGUUUGCCACUACUUCUGGAAUGUUGAUGUUCGUAAUGACUGGGAAACAACAAUUGAAAAUUUCCAUGUUGUGGAAAAUUUAGCUGAUAAUGCAAUCAUCAUUUACCAGACACAUAAGAGGGUGUGGCCAGCUUCUCAAAGGGAUGUGCUGUAUUUGUCUGCCAUCAGAAAGAUACCAGCAUUCAGUGAAAAUGAUCCUGAAACAUGGAUUGUGUGCAAUUUCUCUGUGGAACAUGACAGUGCUCCUCUGAACAAUCGCUGUGUCCGUGCCAAAAUAAAUAUUGCUAUGAUUUGUCAGACAUUAGUAAGCCCACCGGAGGGGAACAAGGAAAUAAGCAGGGACAACAUCCUAUGCAAGAUUACAUAUGUAGCUAAUGUGAACCCAGGAGGAUGGGCGCCAGCAUCAGUGUUACGGGCAGUGGCAAAACGAGAAUAUCCAAAAUUCUUGAAGCGUUUUACAUCAUAUGUGCAAGAGAAAACAGCAGGAAAGCCUAUUUUAUUCUAGAGUUAGCAGUGAUCAGAACAAGACUGGGUGAGCAUUCCACGUUGGAGAAGUGAUCAUGCAUCAAGCACUCCAUGCUGGAAAGAAGGAUCUACAGUCUUUUUAUGGCCCGAGUUCUAGGCUUUGUGUACUGAAGUGAAGAAGUGUUGCAACACCAUGAGGCUGAAUAUUUAACACUAGUUCUCUCCUGCUAACUUUUCUUGCUGAGUCAGUGUGUAAUUAUAAAUACAUGUAUUGAUAACAUGUAUAUGGCUCUAUUUUUAUUUGCUUGCUUUAGAAGAGGAAGAACGUGUACAACUCUGAAUCACCAAUGUGGGUUACUGCUUAAAUUUUAAACAAGUUGCAGAGUUUCACUGUCAGCCUUCCUAAGAUACUCACAGUUUUUGUGCAUGUCUAAAAAGCACAAAAGAAAAAUGCACAUAUAGCAUACUGUAUGUGCUUUAUAUGCACAAAAAUCUGUGUGGUAUUUUCAAGGGGGGAGGGAAGGACUUCAGUAAAGCCUAGGUGACUUACUGGCAGGUUUUGUUUUGCUUUGUAUAAUCAUAAUUUGUUGCUGCUGGUUUCUAUAAUGAAUCAUCUUGUUACAUAAAAUGUCAGUUAAUAACUGAGGGCUGUCAAUAUCCUUAUGACUUUGCCUUUUCUAUUAUCUUACUCUUAUGACGAUCUUUGGUUCUGAGGGAGUAAGAGCGUGAAAAGCUUUAUUUUUUUCCAGAUAUCUUUAUAUUUCUAUUGUAUUUUUUAGUUAUGUAAUAUGUGCUACAGAAUUUUUGUUAUUAAACAUAAUCCAGAAAUAUCUAAGAAGAUUCUGUAUGAGAGGGCAAGGGACUGCCUGAAAGCCAGAAGUCAUCUGUCCAUGCUAUAAUGUGGACUGCUUUCUUGCAUGAUAUCCAGGGCUUUCCCAAAACUAUGAGAAGGUACACUAUAAUAUAUAUUGAAGUAAUUUGGACUACAGAAGACAACAUUCCCAGUCCAGAAUGAAGAUGAGUACAUUAUUUUCAGAUCCUGCAUGUGUUUUCCACAUCUUAAUGAAGCCAUGCUAUGAGGUUCAUGUAGAAGAUGUUUUGCCUCUUAAUCAAAAAAACAUCAGAGCUAUAAGUUCUUACUGGAAAGUUCCCUUUAGUUGCUGUGGAAAUCUAAGUGUCAGAUAUCUGCCUGCCUUUGAUUCUGGAGGUGCUUAUUAGGUGAGGACUCUGGUAGACUGGUACUGACUCUGAGGUCUUUUACCCAUGUCCCAUAGUUGGAAACUUCAGAGACUGCUCAGUGUUUCACUAACCUGUUUCUCGAGAAAAGAGUUUCAGAUAUAUUUUUUCCAAAAGAAAGCUGAAAAUCUUAUUUGAUAUAGUAUGGUAGGUGCCUGAAAAUAAAUAUAAUAUAGUAACAAUGAAGAUUGGGCAAAUGAUUAAAUGUGAUCUGCACAGUGUUGAAAAACAUCUAGAGUUGAAAUCGUACAUAACACAUGAUUACAAAUGCAUGCAGAUUUCAUGCUCCAUAACUCUUCCCUGUUUAUUUGCCUUUCUCUAUUGGUGUGCAUGGAAUAUGCCUUAUUACAGAGUUAUUCUGUUAAUUUGAUUAUGUAGAAAAGUGCCUAUAUGGUAAUGCUAGUAAGGCAAGUAAGAUGAAAAUUUGUACAUGUUUACUGUAUCACCAGUGAGCAUUUUAUAUAGUGACGUUAAAAAAAAAAAAAAAACAAAACUUAUACCUCAAAUGCACUUCAUCUUUUUACAAUCAACCAAGCAAUGGUUCAUUCUACCAUAGCCACUGAUGGGAACUUUAAAAAAACAAAACAAAAACAAACCAUCCAAAAUAUAAAGAGUUUAACUCCUUAUUUGCCACUUCUGGUAAUUGUUGGAACACAGGUGAGUUUAUUAAUUUAAUUGGAUAGCUUUAUUUUACAAAGGUAUGGAAAGUUUACAAAGCAGUAUAUAAACUUAUAUCAUUAGUUGCAUUUGCACUAAAUGUGAUGUACUUUUGCGAUUUAUUCUGUAAAUAAAAUUACACUACAGAUACUAUUUGUAAAGAAUACAUUUUACUUUUAGAUAAAGGCACUGCUACUUCAGUACAGCUAGCCCUGCCCAAUCAGAGUUGCAAGAGGCUUCUUAAAGAGUAUGGAAGGAGUUGCAAGAUUGAGAAACUGGUAUUAAUUGACCUCUUUAAAAACAAAUGAAAAAAAAGCAGUUCUCCACAGGCCUCUCAGAUUGUCUGUGUGAAAGCAGCCAUUAGAUCCUUUUUUCUGGAAGUGACCUUGCUUUUACGGUUUUAUAGAAUUGGCCAUGUUCCUUGAGGCCAUCCCUCUUUUCAGUCACUGCCAUGCUAUCUGUGUGCUCUGAGCUCACUUCUUCCUGUUAACAGAUGGGUAGAUUUAUAGAGCUGCAGUGGUCUUUGCAGAAGCACCUCCUGGCUCUAGAAUGGAUGUUCUUACAAGCUGAACCAGAUUGAAGGGCUGAGAACGAAGCAGUCUUUGCUGUCAGAUAUCUCUCUCUGAUUAUCUGUGCCAGUUUGGAGAAUUUGGUUGUUGCCAAACUAGAUCUGAAGGAAGUGACUUGAUAAACUCACAUUGGGAUUGAGGGUGAGAUGGUCAUUGUUAUUCUGUCUGAGAACCUGAACAUCUUAUUUUGACAAAUUUAUCUGUGAAAAAUGUGAUGCACUUUGGGGAAAAAAAUUACUUUUUACUUAAUUGGGCUGAGCUGGCUUAUAUGAAGUUGUGCAGAUUCUCUAAUCAGAUUGUCCACCUGUAUUUUUGUCAAGUUGUACAGAUAACACUGUAUUUGAAUUACCGCUGUUCAUCUACAGACUUAAAACAUGAAUCAUAUUUUUGAGUACCUGGAGUGUUUAGAGUGUAACUGUUCUAUAAUAGCUUUAUGAUCCUAAUGAUAAGUUUUAAAAAUUAAAAGAAGUUGGCUCUUCCAUGUUACAAUCACAAAUUUAAAAUCAAGUAUUUAAAAGUGAAAAGUAUUAAAAAUGAUGAAGAAAAAUCCUGGUUUGUAGUUAUUUUUAACUUUCAGUGCUUUGGAGAAACUUAUUUAAAGCAUUUUACCUUUUAACCAAUUUUACAUCAUGGAUAAACAUAUAUACAGCAUUAGAACAUAUGGAAGACAUUUAACAGGAAAGCUGUUUGCUUGUAUUACUGAGGCUACUGAAAUUGAAACCAGAAUGCCAUGUUAGUUUAUAUAUCAGAAAGCUCAUUUUGUGCUAGCCUAUCAGAGGCAUGUUAAAAGAUGUUCCUGUACAGUAUAGUCUUAAUAUAGAAGAGCACUUCCAAAGUAUUUCAGCUCUUGUCUUCAUUUGUGCAGAAUUAACAGCAUUAUGGAAGUUUCUGUGGGAAAAACAGAGAUCCAGCACUGAGCAGUGCCCAGAGGGUAAACUUGUGGCUUUUUCUGAAGUAUGAAGAAUUGUUAAGAAUUGAGAUGAGCUUCCGUAGAGCAAGAUUUCUUAAUAGCAGAAAUAGCUGGUGCCAGUAACAAUCCUGCCUUUACCUGUUAUGCAGGGAUUUCUACUUUUUAUAUAUUAAUCAAUACGUUGUAGAAACCUUACAAGUAUGCAAGAUUGGAAGAACAGUUUGAAAUAGCAGAAGGCAUUACUUGCACAGAAAAAAAAAAAACUAACUUAAGCUCAGCUGCAUCAGGCCUUGGGUAAUAUAUUGCAACAAAUACGGAGUCCUGAGGGUAAGCCCUGCCUGUGAAGAAUGCAGCUACUUUAUCUGACAAAAAGAAACCCCUCAAAAUAAAAUAAAAAGAAUACAUCUGCAUUCUUGGUCCCAUAAAUUAUGCUUGUAACUUAAAAAAAUGUGUCUUUUCCAGUAAGGAGAGGUUGAGCAUUUCUGUAGCUGUAUAACUACAAUACAACCUCACCGUAGAUAUAAUGAAUGGUAAUUAGUUAGGGUUAUGCCAUGCAAUUUACCAGUGUGUAUUACUAAUUGUAUUGCUGUUUUCUUAGUCUCCAGCUAUAAAAGCUAAGUUUCAUAGGAGGAGAAAAGUGUAUUUCAUUAGAUAAAAGAAAGGAAUGCACUUGGAGCAUUGGGUGCCUGCAAGUGUCCCAUUUUUCUUCAGCUGUAACCACUGAUGUAGUCAGCUUUUUUCUCUGCACACCUGCCUCUUCUAUGCAUACACUACAGCUAGAAUAAGCAAGACUGGUAAUGUGGAAUGAUGCAGUUUUUAAGGUUUAAACUAGUUUUCCUUAGAACUAUUCUAAAUAAUCAUUUUUAUUUUGGGGAACAGACCAAGCAAUAGUCAGAUCAAUUGUCAUCUAAAGUGCAAAAACUUCAAUUAUGAACUUUCCAUUUAGUCUUCUUUCGCUUGAGCUGGUCUGCCUGAAAUUCCAUGUGGGAUUUUCCCCUCUGUCACCAUUAGAUUAACACCAACGCUCUCCAAUUUGCUUGCCCCUCCACUUGGUAAUUCACCUUCCAAGUUUCUAAGUGAGUUCCUUCCAGAUGCAAUGGGAAGGAGCUGCCUACCUGCUGUUUCUAUGUGGCUUUGUACUACAACUACCAACCCUUGGAAAAGCUGGUGUGCAACGUUCAGCUUUUCUGAUCCAUCUGACUUUUUUCUAAAAUCUCCUGUCACAAGAGACAAGCCAUGGAUCACGGCAGUCAGUGGCAAACAAUUCCUAACCAAGGGUUACGGUGGCAGGAUAUGACAACAGCCCUGAGGAUUCCCACCCGCUGGGGUGGGACCGCGGCUGAAUCACUGAGCAACCUGACAAGUUCAGCUCCCGGGCACAGGCAGAGCUUUGGGACCUACCCUUCACCCCCGGGAAGUUGUAAGCCUUGAAGCCUGUAACAGUAUGACACAGAAUUCCAGAAGCCCAGGAUGGUGUGCUGUCUGACGAUGGGAGCGAGUCAUGCCUGAGUAUGAACAAAAGAAUUGUAGGUGUUUCUGUACCCCUCAGAAAAUAUUUCCAGUGUAGGUCACACAGGUCACCUCAUUGCUUGCACCCUGUUGGAAACCAUCACUAUUGUAUUCAAUGAACAGCGUUCUCCAGCCGCUGUCAAGUUCUCGGUUGUCCCCAUGCCCCAUACAUAGAGCCUGCAUCGGUGGAACGCUUGAGACACUGCACUGGGUGAGCGCUAAUCCAGUUGUCAUGGCUUGUCCAAAUUUCAGUGUUGAAAACGUAGCUGUUAACUUAAAAGGCUUUUUUUUGAUUUUUUUGAAGCUUUUUGUGGGAGUGGUCUUUGCCUUUAGUUGUUAUGUAGAGUUGUGUGGUGCAAAAGGGAGUAUCUCUGACAGGUUGGUACAUUUUAGUAAUGGUUUGUAAAGCGGCUGCCUUCUGUAAAGAACUCGAGAAAUUUAAAUACAAUUCUGUACCUUUGUUGUUUUUCCCAACCUUUUUUUGCUUAUGCCAUACUUGAAAACUCUCAAACCUAAUUCAAAUAUCAUUGAAAUAUAAGGAGGGUAACUAACCAUCCUACUACCAAGAGAGGUGCUAAAAAAAAUCAUCACUAGUUCAAUUAGCAGCUAUACGAUGCUCUUUAUUGUUUAAUGUGUUUAUUUUCAAUAUUGCUGCUGGGUGUGAGAAGUCUAAUAAUAAAAACCCCAUGAAAUUUACUGCUUUCUCAUUGAGAUUGACAUACCCAACUUCAGUCCAAAAGAUGGAACAGCAUUAAAGGAUUUGAAAACCUCUUGCAAUUGUAAUAUUGCUAAAUUUUUUUCCAAUUAUCACUUAUUCUACUGGAAUUGUAUCAAGAACAGUUGAUACACUAUAAGUAAAUCACUAUAAAGUAUCUUGUGUCCUAGCUGUUCCUGU